UACAGGUUGCAUAUGAACGUAAUUUUAUAUUUCUUUUCAAAUGAAACAAUUUGAUAAUUCAUUUUCAGGGUUUCGUUUAACGCAAAUUCAAAUUGGAAAGAUAUGUUCCUAUGGCAAAAUAUAUUUCGUAGAAACCAGAUGGAUUAAGUUGAUACAAUGAAAUAUAAAUCUUAAUGACUAAUAAAGGGACACGGAUAAUCCUAAUGAAUAUUGAACCUGUAACCUCUUGGUUGUUAGGCGGGGACGUGCACUACCGCGUUACACCCUCUUUGAUUACAUCAUAUCUUCUUUAUCAUUGGAGGAUGAUGAUUCCGAUAACAAUAAAUGAAUAAUGCGUUUGAGUUUACAAGCUAGCUUUAAAUGCCCACUCAAAUUCAACUGAUCCUCGUUAUUUGGACCAAACUCCAUUGACCCGGAAAAGGAUAUCAUGUGAAUGUCAAUUAUCAUGUCGGAAAGGGCAGUCGUAAUAUGACACAUCAGCUCAAUAUAACCACCACGUUCGAGCCUCCUUAGGGUAAGUUACAUCCGAACCUUCUUGGGGAAAGAUGCAAUUCUCCUCAGUGUUGAUGCAGUUCGAUUUAUCUUUUUAACCUUGUCUGUUCGCUUCGACCAAUGACCGGAUGAGAUCGAUCAAUGUGUGCAGGGUAGGUGUGAACUUAGGGGCAGUGGAAGUAAGGUACAUGGAUUUGACCAUAGAGGCGGAGUAUGAAGUGGUCCAUGGCAAGCCUCUCCCAACUCUAUGGAACACUCUCAAAAGCAUCUUCUCUAUCCGGAGAAGCAUUGGCUGCAAAAAUCCAGCAGACAAGAUAAGCAUUCUUAAGGGCAUAAGUGGGCUCCUCAAGCCUUCAAGGAUGACACUGUUGCUUGGACCUCCAGGAUGCGGGAAGACCACAUUCUUGAAGGCACUGGCAGCGAAAUCUGACCAAUCUCUCAAGGUGACCGGGGAAAUAUCGUACAAUGGGUACGGGCUGAACGAGUUUGUGCCACAGAAGACAUCAGCUUACAUUAGUCAGGACGAUCUUCACAUCUCUGAGAUGACUGUCAGGGAGACGCUCGACUUUGCUGCUCGUUGUCAAGGGGUUGGGAAAUGGGCAGAUAUUAUGAAGGAAAUUAGUAAGAGGGAGAAGCAAGCGGGAAUUUGCCCGGAGCCGGACAUAGACACUUUCAUGAAGGCAACGUCAGUGCAGGGAUUGAAAAGAACACUGCAAACUGACUACAUAUUGAAGAUUCUUGGACUGGACAUUUGUGCUGAAACUAUAGUAGGAGAUGCCAUGAACAGAGGGAUUUCGGGUGGGCAGAAGAAGAGGCUGACUACUGGGGAAAUGAUAAUUGGUCCGGCCAGGGUCUUAUUCAUGGAUGAGAUAUCGAAUGGCUUAGACAGCUCGACGACCUUUCAGAUAAUCACAUGCCUCCAGCAGCUGGCCCAUAUAAUGGGGUCCACGAUCCUCGUCACGCUCCUUCAACCUUCUCCUGAGACAUUUGACCUCUUUGACGAAGUGAUCCUGAUGGCUGAGGGGCACAUCGUUUACCAUGGACCCCGCGAUAGCAUCCUCGAUUUCUUCGAGUGUUGUGGGUUUAAGUGCCCUCCGAGGAAAGGCAUCGCCGACUUUCUCCAAGAAGCGGUCUCCAAGAAGGACCAAGCACAAUAUUGGCAAUGUAGGGAUGAGCCUCACGCUUACGUGACUGUGGAACAAUUGGCAGAGAAAUUUAAGGAAUUUCCUGUCGGGAAAGAUUUGAAUGCAGAACUCAUGAUGCCGGUACACAGAUCUGAGAUCGGCAAAGAUGCAUUAUCGUUUGAUAUUUACUCUUUGAAGAAGUGGGAGUUAUUCAAAGCGUGCCUGGCCCGAGAAUGGCUCCUCAUGAAGCGAAACUCAUUCGUUCACGUGUUCAAAUCUGCUCAGCUCGUGGUAGUUGGGGUGAUGACUAUGACUAUUUUCAUCCGCACAAGGAUGAAGAUUGACUUAGCACACGCAGAUCUCUACAUGGGUUCACUGUUUUACUCUCUUAUUAGGCUUGUGGUUAUUGGGAUAGCAGAGCUCUCAAUGACUGUUUCUCGACUUGGAGUAUUCUACAAGCAACGAGACUUUUAUUUCUAUUCUGCAUGGGCUUACUCGAUACCUGCAGCCAUCUUAAAGAUCCCGUUCUCGAUGUUAGAUGCAUUCCUGUGGACGGCUCUCACCUAUUAUGUCAUCGGUUACAGUCCUGAACCUCAAAGGUUCUUUUGUCAGUUCUUUCUCAUGUUCCUUGUGCACCAAGCAUCCAUAUCGUUGUUCCGUGUGAUUGCUGCCCUAGUCCCAAACCCGUCUGUUGCAGCAACUUAUGCUCUUUUCUCUCUUUUAGUGAUAUUUCUAUUUGGUGGCUUCGUGAUCCCAAAACCUUCUCUGCCUGAUUGGUUGAAGUGGGGUUUCUGGAUUUCUCCUCUUUCAUAUGCAGAAAUUGCAGUUUCUGUCAAUGAAUUCCUAGCUCCAAGGUGGCAAAAGGUUUCAUCUUCGAACAUUACCAUCGGACAUCAAGUGCUUGGCAAGCUCGGUCUAGACUAUAGUGCCUACUUUUACUGGAUAUCUCUGGGAGCCUUAUUCGGGUUUUGGCUCAUUUUCAACAUCAUUUUCACCUGUACAUUAACAUUUUCAAGGGCUCCGGGAAGAUCUCGAACUUUAAUCUCUCAAAAUAAGCUCUCUCAUAAGGAUAGGAAUAUCGGAAAAUCACCAAGAGGAAAACAAGUAAUGCAUCGCGCAGUUUCUAGAGAAGCAAACACAUUUGGGAUGGUUUUGCCUUUCGAGCCCGUAACACUUACAUUCGAGAAUGUGCACUACUUUGUCGAUACUCCUAAGAAACUGAGGGAGCAAGGAUUUCCUGAGAAAAGAUUACAGCUUCUUCGAGAUAUUACAGGAGCCUUUAGGCCUGGUGUCCUCACGGCUUUAAUGGGCGUAAGUGGAGCAGGGAAGACGACUCUAAUGGACGUCCUCUCGGGGAGGAAAACUGGUGGCAUUAUUGAAGGGGAUAUAAGGGUAGGGGGGUACCCUAAAGUGCAAGCAGCUUAUGCCAGAAUUUUGGGUUAUUGUGAGCAGACCGACAUUCAUUCCCCACAAAUUACAGUAGGAGAAUCAGUGGUAUACUCUGCUUGGUUACGAUUGCCACCUCAAAUCGACCAGCACACAAGAGACGAAUUUGUGGCUGAAGUCCUUCAUAUGAUGGAGCUCGACAACAUAAAGGAUGCACUAGUAGGCAUCCCGACGUUAGGCGGUAUAUCAAUCGAACAGCGUAAACGGCUCACAAUAGCAGUGGAGCUUGUCUCUAACCCAUCGAUAAUAUUCAUGGACGAGCCUACUUCAGGACUAGAUGCUCGGGCCGCAGCAAUAGUGAUGCGGGUUGUGAAGAAUAUCGUUCGCACGGGAAGGACAGUUGUUUGCACUAUUCAUCAGCCCAGUAUCGACAUAUUUGAGGCAUUCGAUGAGUUGAUUCUGAUGAAAAGAGGAGGUCAGAUGGUAUAUGCAGGAGAGCUAGGCCAACAUUCAAGCAAGCUUAUAGAGUACUUCGAGAGUAUCCCUGGAGUGCCACAAAUUAAGGAGAACCACAAUCCCGCUACAUGGAUGCUCGAAGUCUCGACUCCCUCAGUUGAAGCUAAACUCAGCAUAGAUUACAGCAUCCUUUACAAAGAAUCUCAUCUAUACGAGAAAAACAUAAAAAUGGUUAAGCAGCUGAGCAAACCGGUGACCGGUUCGAGAGAACUACGGUUCUCAUCCAAGUUUCCGCAAAACCAGUACGAGCAAUUCAAAGCAUGUCUAUGGAAGCAGCACCUGUCGUAUUGGAGAAGUCCCAAGUACAACUUGGUUCGGCUCUCGUUUAUCGCCGCUUCUUCCUUGUUAUUUGGAUUGCUUCUUUGGCAAAAGGGGCAGAACAUAAAUGGGGAGCAAGAUCUGUUCAAUAUACUGGGCGGGAUGUACAUCUUCGUGCAAUUCACGGGAAUAGGCAACUGCUCCUCUGUUUUGCCAUUCGUAGCCAGGGAACGAACAAUCAUGUACAGAGAAAAGUUCGCAGGGAUGUAUUCCUCGUGGGCUUAUUCCCUUGCUCAGGUGGCCAUUGAAAUCCCAUACAUACUCAUCGAAGCAGUGUUGUUCGUGGCUAUCACAUACCCUGCGGUUGGAUUCUAUUGGUCAUUCCAAAAGGUGUUCUUGUACUUCUAUACUAUGUUCUGUACUCUGUUGUACUUCAACUACUUCGGCAUGAUGAUCGUCUCACUGACUCCGACCUACCAAGUGGCUUCGAUUUUUGCGAGUUUCUGGUACACCAUGUUGAAUCUCUUCUCGGGAUACAUCAUACCAGGACCUAACAUCCCGAAAUGGUGGGUUUGGUGUUACUGGAUCUGCCCCACGGCUUGGUCCCUCAGAGGCCUCCUCACUUCGCAAUACGGAGACAUUACUGAGGAGAUAAUAGUAGAUGGAGAGCUCACAACAAUCGGCGAGUACUUGAAAAGUUAUUAUGGCUACAAGUAAAAUGAUUUGGGGCUCAUAUCUGCUAUUCUCUUGGCGAUUCCGCUGGUUUUCGCAAUUAUAUUUGCAUUUUGCAUAGCAAAGCUCAACUUUCAGAAGAGAUGAGGAAGCAUUUGUCCCUUACAUGCAUUGUAUAGUUUCCGGUUUAUUAUGUUAUUAUGGAAGUUUGUGAUACACACCGGAAGUUUAUAGAAAAGGCUCACAGGGAGGCAAUUUCAACUUUUUGAAAGUUUUGGGGUCAAAAAUUAACAGGACAAAAGUUUGAAGGGCUAUCGAGUUAUUUUAGUGAAAAGGAGGAUAAAUGUAAUAAAUUAAACAAAUUAU
This is a messenger RNA of Punica granatum (pomegranate), 4814 nucleotides long. NCBI's taxonomy places the organism in Eukaryota, Viridiplantae, Streptophyta, Magnoliopsida, Myrtales, Lythraceae. The record is from RefSeq and is a predicted model, not a curated record.